CUCUGUGGGUAUUCCCCAAAGCCCCUAUAAAAAGAGGGUCCCAGCAUGAGACAGAGACACAGACCUCCAGAGUCUCUUAGCUUGUGCUCUGCUCUUCCAGCUCCUCUCCUCUCAGGAUCAUGAAGGUCUCUGUGGCUGCCCUCUCCAUCCUCCUGCUCAUAGCCUUCAGCUCCUUGGCCUCUUCAGCACCAAUGGGCUCUGACCCUCCCACCUCCUGCUGCUUCUCCUAUGUCCGCCAACAGAUCCAAAAAAAAUUUGUGACAGACUAUUAUGAGACCAGCAGCCAGUGUUCUCAGCCAGCUGUGGUGUUUCUGCUGAGAAGAGGCCAGCAGGUGUGUGCCGACCCCACUGAGGAAUGGGUUCAGAGCUAUGUGGAACAGCUAGAGAUGAACUGAGGGCUCAGGGGGCUUGGACAAUGCAUCUUAAAGGGAAAUGGACCAAGUCAAGGAAUUCCACAGUCAGAUGCAGUUCCCCAAAUUCCUACCUUCCUGAGAUCCUCUCCCCCAUUGUAUUUCAUUUUUAUCUGGUCUAUAUAAUUUAUGUAAAUUAUUUGGUGGCAAUUAUGUUUAUUAGUCCUAUUGUUCCAUUUCUGGAAGACACUUAUCCCCUAUGGGGACCUUGGAAGCUUAGCCUCUGUCCUUUAGAGUCCUGAGGUCACUUGCUAGAUUCCGUGAACACGUGUUGUUCAGAUUUCAAAAUAAAUCUUUCUAAAGCUUUAUUUUU
Molecule: messenger RNA, 723 nt
Organism: Dromiciops gliroides (monito del monte)
Lineage: Eukaryota; Metazoa; Chordata; Mammalia; Microbiotheria; Microbiotheriidae
Product: C-C motif chemokine 4-like
Exons: 3
Coding region: 120-395 (91 amino acids)
Biological process (GO): neutrophil chemotaxis; cellular response to tumor necrosis factor; positive regulation of ERK1 and ERK2 cascade
Cellular component (GO): extracellular region
Molecular function (GO): CCR chemokine receptor binding; chemokine activity
Source: RefSeq, a predicted model, not a curated record